CGGUGCAUUCUGCGGCUAGUAGCCACCAAGGCGGACAACCGAGCAGAUCAAUCCAAUUCCAUUCAAGAUGCGACAUCCCACUUUGGGCCUGGGCCUAGGCCUUCUCCUCGUUCUUGUGAUUUACUCCUCGCCGCUCCGAGCGGCUCCCGUCGAGGUCGUGUACACGGGCGACGAGGGCUGUGCCUGCCCCACCCAGCUGGGCUACCAACUAAACGUUCCCAAUCCGCCCAAGCCCAAGAAGUACGCGAGCAGCGACUACGGCUACCGUGUGGAGAAGCCCGUUCAGACGAAGGCCAAGAUCACCUACAGCUUCGACUUCACCGUAGAGCAGCCGCGCACUCCGGCUCCGCCUAAGGUCAAUCCUGCCAAGCUCUACGCCAAGGUGGACCGGGUUACAGUCAACAAGGGCGACUGCCAGGCCAAGUACAAGUCGUCAUGCAGCUGCUCGAGCUGUUCCACCCAGAAGCCCAGGUACGUAGCUCCUCCGGUCAGAUCGCCGAAUGCGAUACGUCGGCGUAGGGAUCUCAGGCCGCCUGGUUCCCUCCUCCGCCGGCGGCUCAUGCGCCAGCAGCAGCUUCAGGACCGUCCGCCGCGUUACGUAAAGUUAUAUCACAAGGAUCUGGCCGCCCAGCAGCAGAAGAAGCUUGGCCUCCUUGGCCUCCUGGCCGUGGAGUCCCCGACAGCGGAUAUUAAGUCCAAGCGGAAGACCAAAAAGGUGCCACCCACCUGGACGGGACUGGGUCAUCGCCUGCGAAAGCGCGACAUUAAGGGCGAGUUCGAUCUCAUAGAGCAGGAGCGCUCGCAGAUUGAUCUCACGGCUCCCGAAAUAGUCCAGUUCAUGCCGGAGGCUCUGAGUCCGGAUUUUAAGCCCGGACAGUGCCAUAUGGGCUGCGGAGCAAUGACCGCACACGCCCCGCCUCCAGAUCCACAGCCAUACCCAGAGCCGGCUGUCCCAAAAGAAAUGCCAGUGGAGGAGACCACGCCCACCGAGGCGCCGCUUGAGGAGCAGCAGCCCAACUCGAUUCCGGCGAAGAGGGCGGCCGCCUUCGGGUACUAUCCCUUGGUCCAGAUUCCAUCGCCGCUGCUCCCCCCCGAAAGACACGAGACGGGCUACAAGUUCGUCGACGACUCGCAGCUAAGAACGCUGCUGUCGACCACUUCGGUGCCGGAUCCGCUGGAGCACAGCUCCACGCCCCUGCAGUUCGCCGGGGAUCUUGAGGCCGUGACCCGCCGCUCAUACGGCGGAUCCCUGCUUCAGGGGCUCGGCCUCGGCGGCGGCUACCCCGUGGAGCAUGUGUCUGACUCACAGCUGGACAGCAUUAUCUCCGGCAUUGUGUAUAACCAUCCAGGCUACAGCUACUCGAGCACAGAGGGGGGAGGCAGCCUGGUCGAUCCGGAGCCAGUGCAGAAACAGCAGACGACUGACUUCCUCAAGAAACUCAUAGACGGUCGCCUGGGGGGCUGGGGCUUCGACUCUGCCACGGAGCCGGAUGAAGCCCUCCGUGCGGACUACUCCACGCGGCCGGCGAAGACUUACGGCUACAACAGCCACACCCAGAAUGGCUACAGUGUAGACACCUACAAUGUGCCGCCCAUUACGGAUUACCUGAGGGCCUGGUUCUAGACCGGAGCUACCCACGACCCCUAGAUGUAGUAACUAUUAGUUAGAAACCCAGAAACCAAAAACAAAAAGCCCAAAACACAAAAAACCAAAAAACAGAAUAUACAAAAUAAAUUGAAAAAGAUUGC
This is a messenger RNA of Drosophila kikkawai, 1749 nucleotides long. It is a transcript of the gene Cp7Fb, whose product is annotated as Chorion protein b at 7F. The record is from RefSeq and is a predicted model, not a curated record. Lineage: Eukaryota; Metazoa; Arthropoda; Insecta; Diptera; Drosophilidae.